CCUCCCAUUGGCAGGAGAGCGGCGAUCGGUGUGGAGGAUCGGCGCGGAGCGGAACGGAGCGGGUCCGGGGGGCAGGAGGUACAAACGCUCCACGCGCUCCACGCGGUGGUUCGAGAAGAGUCCUUCUGUGUGAGCAGGUGACUGUCCCUCAGGACCUGACAAUGGCUCAGAAGGUGCUGGUGACGGGCGGCGGGGGGUACGUGGGCAGCCACUGCGUGCUGGAGCUCAUCGAAGCCGGCUUCUGCCCCGUCGUCAUCGACAACUUCAGCAACGCUGUGCCAGGAGAGGGCGGUGUUCCCGAGAGCCUGCGCAGGAUAGAGAAGAUUCUCAACACGAGUGUCGAGUUCCAGCAGCUGGACCUGUUGGACCGCGCGGGCCUGGAGGACGUCUUCCGCAAGCAUGCCUUCACGGCGGUGAUGCACUUCGCGGGUCUGAAAGCUGUGGGUGAGUCGGUGGAGCAGCCCCUGCGGUACUACAGGGUCAACCUGACCGGAACCAUGAACCUGCUGGAGGUGAUGCAAGCUCACGGGGUCCACAAUAUCGUCUUCAGCAGCUCAGCCACGGUGUACGGGGACCCCCGGCACCUGCCCAUCGACGAGGGGCACCCGGCAGGCGGCUGCACCAACCCAUAUGGCAAGACCAAGUUCUUCAUCGAGGAGAUGAUCCGCGACCAGUGCCGAGCCCGCAAGGAAUGGAACGCUGUUUUGCUGCGUUACUUCAACCCCAUCGGCGCUCACUCUUCAGGAGAGAUUGGUGAAGACCCCCAAGGAAUUCCCAACAACCUGAUGCCGUAUGUCGCCCAGGUGGCCAUCGGGAGGAGGGAACACCUCAAUGUGUUUGGGAAUGAUUACAACACUCCUGAUGGAACAGGAGUGAGAGACUACAUCCACGUGGUGGAUCUGGCCAAGGGACACAUCGCUGCCCUCAGGAAGCUGCAGGGGAGUUGUGGGUGUAAGGUUUACAACCUGGGCACAGGAACUGGCUACUCUGUGCUGCAGAUGGUAGCAGCGAUGGAGAAGGCUUCGGGGAGAAAGGUCCCGUACCGCAUCGGCCAGCGGCGCAGUGGAGACAUCGCCUCCUGCUACGCAGACCCGCGACUGGCGGAGAGAGAGCUGGGCUGGAAGGCGGUCUUCGGCUUGGACAAGAUGUGUGAGGACCUGUGGAGAUGGCAGACCAAGAACCCCACUGGUUUCAACAACAGCACAGGCUCCUGAAGAUGUUUACUUCUGACCUCAGGGAUCCCAUGAGCAGGAGAGCAGCUCUCCCAAGGCCAGGCUGUGGACCAAGACACACUGCUCUGUUUACAGAUAUUUAAACUGAAGAUUAUAAAGCCAAAUUGUUUUGUAUAAUUUUUCAUACUGUGUUUAAACACCCAGCUCAUCUUCACCACAAUGUACUGGCAAGGCUGAGCCCUUGUUAAGUGCAUUGGUCUUAUGGAUUCUGCCCUGUCUCUGCUCACUCCACCACGUUCACGAGAAUGUACCUACGAUAAAGAAAUAAAAUUAUUUCCACUCCA
This is a messenger RNA of Scleropages formosus (Asian bonytongue), 1516 nucleotides long. RefSeq names its product UDP-galactose-4-epimerase (gene gale). Gene Ontology annotation, biological process: beta-D-galactose catabolic process via UDP-galactose, Leloir pathway. The record is from RefSeq and is a predicted model, not a curated record. The transcript is spliced from 11 exons. Gene Ontology annotation, molecular function: UDP-glucose 4-epimerase activity. NCBI's taxonomy places the organism in Eukaryota, Metazoa, Chordata, Actinopteri, Osteoglossiformes, Osteoglossidae. Gene Ontology annotation, cellular component: cytosol. Bases 162 to 1214 code for a protein of 350 amino acids.